Gracilinanus agilis (Agile Gracile Mouse Opossum) is the source of this 1656-nucleotide messenger RNA. RefSeq names its product G protein-coupled receptor kinase 7 (gene GRK7). Lineage: Eukaryota; Metazoa; Chordata; Mammalia; Didelphimorphia; Didelphidae. Gene Ontology annotation, cellular component: cytoplasm. The transcript is spliced from 4 exons. Gene Ontology annotation, biological process: regulation of signal transduction; signal transduction; protein phosphorylation. Gene Ontology annotation, molecular function: rhodopsin kinase activity; ATP binding. The record is from RefSeq and is a predicted model, not a curated record. The coding region runs from base 1 to 1656 and encodes 551 amino acids.
AUGGUUGACAUGGGUGGUCUGGACAACCUUAUUGCCAACACAGCCUAUCUCCAAGCCCGUAACACAGGAGAUGGAGACACCAAGGAGAUGCAGAGGCGGCGACGCAGCCUGGCACUGCCAACCCCCGAGCAUUGUACAGAACUGCGUCAGCUCUUGCCCCCUCACUUUGAGGCUUUGUGUGAGCAGCAGCCCAUCGGCCGCCGUCUCUUCCAUGACUUUCUGGCCACGGUGCCCAUCUACAAAGAGGCUGUGGACUUCCUCAGUGAGGUGUCCACCUGGGAACUGGCUGAAGAGGAUAGUACCAAGGACAGCACUCUGAAGAAGCUGGUGAAUGCUUGUGCGCAGGCCAGCACCCCAACAGGGCAGCUCCCCUUCCUCAGCCCUGCCCUGGCUGCCAGGUGCCAGGCGGCCUCUGAGAAGGAACACGCAUCCUUAGUGGGGCUGGCCAAGGCAGAGACCAUGGCCUUCCUUCAGAAUCAGCCCUUCCAGGACUUCCAAGCGAGCCCCUUCUUUGACAAGUUUCUGCAGUGGAAAGCCUUUGAACAGCAGCCCAUAACAGAAAAAUAUUUCUAUGAGUUCCGAGUGCUGGGGAAGGGGGGUUUUGGGGAGGUGUGCGCCAUCCAAGUGAAAAACACGGGCAAGAUGUACGCUUGCAAGAAGCUGGACAAGAAGCGGCUAAAGAAGAAAAAGGGGGAACAGAUGGCUCUUUUAGAGAAGGAAAUCCUGGAGAAAGUCAAUAGCCCUUUCAUCGUGACCCUGGCCUAUGCCUUUGAGAGCAAGUCCCACCUGUGCCUGGUCAUGAGCCUGAUGAACGGCGGGGACCUCAAGUACCACAUCUACCAUGUGGGGGAGCGGGGCCUGGCCGCAAACAGGACCGUCUUCUACUCGGCACAGAUCACGUGUGGAAUACUGCACCUCCACUCCCUGGGCAUCGUCUACCGGGACAUGAAGCCCGAGAACGUCCUUCUGGAUGACCGCGGGAACUGUCGGCUGUCCGACCUGGGCCUGGCCGUGCAGAUCCAGGAUGGCAAGCCCAUCACGCAGAGGGCUGGAACCAAUGGUUACAUGGCUCCAGAAAUCCUGAAGGAAGAGGAGAGUUAUUCCUAUCCUGUGGACUGGUUUGCAAUGGGAUGUAGUAUUUACGAAAUGGUGGCUGGGAGAACGCCAUUCAAAGAUUACAAGGAAAAGGUCAGCAAAGAAGAUUUAAAGCAGAGAACCUUGGAACAAGAGGUCAAAUUCCAACACGCAGGCUUCACAGAAGAAGCCAAAGACAUUUGCCGUCUCUUCCUGGCCAAAAAAGCAGAGCAACGCUUAGGAAGCAGAGAAGAAGGGGACGAUCCCAGGAAACACGCUUUCUUCAAAACAAUCAAUUUCCCCCGAUUGGAGGCUGGUCUCGUCGACCCUCCCUUUGUGCCAGACCCCUCGGUGGUGUAUGCCAAAGACAUUGGUGACAUCGAAGACUUCUCUGAGAUCAAGGGGAUAGAAUUUGAUGAAAGAGAUAGAAAGUUCUUUAAAAAAUUUGCCACAGGUGCUGUUCCAAUAGCUUGGCAAGAAGAAAUUAUAGAGACGGGACUGUUUGAGGAACUCAAUGACCCCAAUCGAUUGGGCUGUCCCAAUGGCAGCACUGCCAAGUCUGGGGUGUGUGUGUUACUGUAA